This is a messenger RNA of Culex pipiens pallens (northern house mosquito), 2213 nucleotides long. Its product is annotated as 60S ribosomal export protein NMD3-like. The annotation marks the transcript as partial. Gene Ontology annotation, cellular component: cytoplasm; nucleus. The record is from RefSeq and is a predicted model, not a curated record. Lineage: Eukaryota; Metazoa; Arthropoda; Insecta; Diptera; Culicidae. Gene Ontology annotation, biological process: ribosomal large subunit export from nucleus. Gene Ontology annotation, molecular function: ribosomal large subunit binding. The transcript has a single exon.
AGUUCGCCCGCCGGGGCCGUGAAAGCGUCCGAACUGGGCAUCAACGAGAACACGAUCCACACCCGGUCCCACCUGGGUCACUUCUUCAAAGUGGGGGAUUCCGAACUCGGGUACGACCUGGCCUAGGCCAACAUCAACAACGGCAACUUUUAGAAACUCAAGCAGGACGCGAUUCCGGAGCUGCUGCUGUUCAAAAAUUACUACGACAAAUCCCAGCGCAGACAGUCCCGCAACUGGAAGCUCAAGCACCUCACCGAGGAGGACGCGUUGGACACGGACAUUAAGGAGGACUGCAACGAGUUCCUCGAGGACCUCGAGGAGGAUCCAGAAAUGCGACAGAACGUCGACAUCUUCAAGGACGCCGCCAGGCAGCAGUCUAUGCCGGUGGACGUCAACGAUAUGGCCGACCCGUCGGUGCCGCGCAUCACCCUGGAGGAGUUGCUCGACGAUCUGUUGCUGACCGUCGCCCAAUAUGGUCAAGCUCUCCGAGAUACAGUUAGUGUUAAACAACCACAUAGCAAGUUGUCGAACUUGCUUCGUGAGUACAUCAAACAGGUUCACAAGGUUCGACUCAGUUUUGACGUCAUCAACUACUCGCAGAUAACUUUGAGGUGAAUUAAAUGAAAUUUUUCAUUUUGUUAUUAACGAAAAUUAAAAAUAAAUGAGUGGUCAAAAUUAACAAUAGCUUUUUUGCGUUCUUUUUUUAUAUUGAAACAGCAAAAGUACAUUCUACUUGGGUUUAGUAACGGGAAACUGGAUCGUAUAUAAGUAUAGUCCAGACUCGAUUAUCGGAAGCCUCGACCAGACAUGCAUCGUCACUAAGAGCUCUUCUUAACGGCACCCAGCUUGUUCUAGUUGGCAUUUACGUUUAAAGUAAUGUUAUGCUUGAAUAAUGUGUAGAAAACAUUGGUUCAUUGGAAAAACCGACUUUAGGUAUAUUUUCAUGUGACUGUGCUCAUGCUCUCAAGAAGAACUUCUUAAAAGCUCUUUGAGUGCACUCUAAAAGAAGAGUUAGAGCGGAUGCACGUCUGGCCUCGACCAGGGGCCAUCAAUAAUUCACGUGGACACUUUUUUGGAAAAUUUCAUUUUGAGAUUUUUUGUUCUACAAAAAAACCUAAUUCUCAUGUUUGUUUUUUCUAGAAUCUUUCUAGUAUUCUUAUUUGCAUUUAUAAUGAUUUGUUAAUGUUUUUAUUUUCAGUCUGAGGCUAAUUCUACAACCUCUUGCUAAUGUGCGGUUUUCUAAAUUUUCCGGUCACCUUUUCAUUUUUUUUAAAUAUGCAAUUAGUGAUUCAAAAUAUGCAUUUAAACUACUUGCUGUAAAUCGUAACAAAAUGUGUCAGAAUCGAGGUCAGAAUAUAAUUUAAUUCGACGGUAACAUUUCAAAAGGCAUCAUGUACAUUAUGACACUUUCUGGGUUAUUACAUAUUCUGAAAGUACUCCUAAUAAGCUACCUCUCCACCAAAAAUGAGCAAAAGUUACUUCAGUAAAGUCUGUUUAAUAAUGAUUUUAAAUAAAGUAACAUAAACAAAAUCUCUGCCAUCAGCAGUCCCUGUUUAUAUAGCCCUGUCAACCUGUCAAACAAAAGACUACAUGAACCUCGUGACGAAAAAAAAUCAUCAUGAAAAAAGCGCCAUGUACAUUCGGCGAAGAAAAACGAAUCAUAACAAAGCGCUCCCUCCAAUGCCAGCAGGGUGAUAUAGACGUUGGUGAUUUCAAAAGGAGUUAUGUUUGUUUUUCUUAAAUAAAACGACGGAAAUAAUGUUUUAUUGAAUUUGGAUGAUCAAGUAUCAAUAAAAGCAACGUUUUUCAACGUUUGUUAUCAUUAGAACAUCUUCUUUUCCUUUUUAUAUUAAAAUGGGAAUUGAAAAUGGAUGCUCAACAUUCAAAUGCGUUUUUCUCAAAACGCAUGGUUUGUACAUGAUGCUUUUUGAAAUGUUGGCGUCGAAUUUUUCACAAGUUAAAAAAUGCACUUGCACGGGGUCAUGGCACAAGGAGGGAUACCCAUCAUACGUAAGAAGUUUGUAGAUUUUAUUGUUUUCUGCUUUGAUUGUUUUGUUUUGGUUAUGUUUUCUAUUUCUCGUUUUUUUUGUUUCCAGUUUUUUGUUUUUAAAUUUUCUGUUUUUUGUUUAAAUUUUUCUGUUUUUUUUUUUGUUUUCUUUCUACUGUACUUUAUUGUUUUCUGUUUUGGUUUUUGCUUAUUAUGUUUCCUUUCU